Suillus plorans is the source of this 1012-nucleotide messenger RNA. RefSeq lists its product as uncharacterized. The transcript is spliced from 2 exons. Bases 108 to 602 code for a protein of 164 amino acids. NCBI's taxonomy places the organism in Eukaryota, Fungi, Basidiomycota, Agaricomycetes, Boletales, Suillaceae. The record is from RefSeq and is a predicted model, not a curated record.
GGUCUGCGCUCCCGGGGUCAUCCACGUCCCCGUCCCCGAUCCCAAACGCACCACUUCUCCAUCCAGUUUCACUCCCACACCCCAAUGCAGCCUCACAUCAAUCCCCUAUGUCAUACCAACAUUCUUCUACAUCCCACUCUUCAUUCAUAGUCUUGCACUCACUCUUGAGUUAUGGUCCGAAUUUGAGAUUUAACAUCACACAAGACCUUGCACAUGUGCAACUGCGACCGGGGUGUUCACCUACCAUGCUCCAGGAGCUUGCGGUGCAACCGCCAGUCUCUCAUAUGAUCAUUACCAUCCCUGAGCUUUGUGCUUGGACGAUAGAGGUUGUGAACCCUCGGGGUAUCACUGUGAACAACGUCCUUGCUAUGAUACGUGAAACGCUCAACCGGAGUGUUGCUUCGCAUGAGAUGCAAAGAUCUUCUCGGGCGGUCAAUGCUGCUAUUGAUUCUUUCAGGGCCAGGUCCCGCGCUGACCCGCGCGAACAUGCGCAGGGCGUGAAACGCGUUGACUUUUUAGGUCCCAAAGUUUUCUUUGCAGGGCUCGCUAGAACUCGAGAUGGGUCAGACAGCUGGGAAAUCCACUUUGCCCAGAAUGUUUGAUCCUCGCCGAGCGCGGGUUGCAUAGGCUAUUCCUUAUCUUUCGGCACAUUGCACCUGGGUAUAUCCAGCUCAGUUCCAAUGGACUUUGGUCGGAUCUCAUCACUCAGCUUGCACUGCCUGCUCUAACUUUACUUGGCAAUUUGCCGUCACCGCUCUCUUCUUUGCAUCUAUAUUCGACAGCCCCUAAUUUGUUUUUAUCGCUAUCUUUGCUCUAUCUCUGUCCGCAAUGUUUUUCUUUCUUUCUUUUUUUUUUUUGAUUCAUGCACCGCAAUAGUUUGGAUAAAUUGCACUCAUAUCACUUGUACUUUUAUUUACCACGUACUCAAUCUCCACGGCAAUCCAGUGUAUUCAUACUCAUUUGACUUUUUGAUCUGUUACUGGGGUGGAACGGAAACAUCAGAGUUCCCGUU